Messenger RNA from Neopsephotus bourkii (Bourke's parrot), 719 nucleotides. RefSeq lists its product as uncharacterized. NCBI's taxonomy places the organism in Eukaryota, Metazoa, Chordata, Aves, Psittaciformes, Psittacidae. The annotation marks the transcript as partial. The transcript has a single exon. The record is from RefSeq and is a predicted model, not a curated record.
GCACUGGAGCCGCAACAAGCCCCCCGCGCAACAAGCCCCCCGCGCAACAAGCCCCCCGCGCAACAAGCCCCCCGCGCAACAAGCCCCCCGCGCAACAAGCCCCCCGCGCAACAAGCCCCCGCGCAACAAGCCCCCCGCGCAACAAGCCCCCCGCGCAACAAGCCCCCCGCGAACAAGCCCCCCGCGCAACAAGCCCCCCGCGCAACAAGCCCCCCGCGCAACAAGCCCCCCGCGCAACAAGCCCCCCGCGCAACAAGCCCCCGCGCAACAAGCCCCCGCGCAACAAGCCCCCCGCGCAACAAGCCCCCCGCGCAACAAGCCCCCCGCGCAACAAGCCCCCCGCGAACAAGCCCCCGCGCAACAAGCCCCCCGCGCAACAAGCCCCCCGCGCAACAAGCCCCCCGCGCAACAAGCCCCCGCGCAACAAGCCCCCGCGCAACAAGCCCCCCGCGCAACAAGCCCCCCCGCGCAACAAGCCCCCCCGCGAACAAGCCCCCCGCGAACCAAGCCCCCGCGCAACAAGCCCCCCGCGCAACAAGCCCCCCGCGCAACAAGCCCCCCGCGCAACAAGCCCCCCGCGCAACAAGCCCCCCGCGCAACAAGCCCCCCGCGAACAAGCCCCCCGCGCAACAAGCCCCCCGCGCAACAAGGCCCCCGCGGCCGCGCCGUCCCUGCAGUCACAGCGCUCACACCGCUACCUCCGGUGGAUUCACCACACC